Toxoplasma gondii ME49 is the source of this 2302-nucleotide messenger RNA. RefSeq lists its product as hypothetical. NCBI's taxonomy places the organism in Eukaryota, Apicomplexa, Conoidasida, Eucoccidiorida, Sarcocystidae. The record is from RefSeq and is a predicted model, not a curated record. Bases 1135 to 1989 code for a protein of 284 amino acids. The transcript has 8 exons.
GUAAAACCAGUCGUCACGCUCGAUAGAAACUUUGUGCGGUUAUUUUAUUCAAGCUACUGACCAAUACUUGCUCAUGGCCAGGGAUGCAUGCCACUGGGUUUCCCUGAUACCUCGAACAAGUAGCUGCCUAACAACCAAUGUCGCCACCAUUAAUAACGGUCGGCUAUAUAGAGGCGUCCGUCUUGCAAUUAGUGAGACGACACUAACAACAGGAGGGGAAUGCAUACUCUGCUCGAGGCACAUCGAGCUCCGAGUUUGAUAGUCAAUCACAUCGAUAUUGCAGUCACUCUUGCAAACCCGUAAUCCGACAAUCGUGUAUAUGCUGGCAACGCGAGGAAUAUAGAUGAAUCCCGCGAAAGAACCUCGCGGGAUGACACAGAGAGGAUAUCAUGUGAGGGGCAGUGCCGACGAACGAUAUGUUGCACAAUGCAUCCAUUGCCCCAGCUCUACGUGUGUGGCACGAUACUGAAGCAGUCACUGGAGAACUUGCUUAUUUUGCCAGCGCGAGUGCGGGGAUUGUUUUAUAAUCCUGUGCCGAAACCUGAGGAAAGCACGUUUUUCGCAGUUUGCCGCAUGCCUGGGCGCCACAGGCCUGCUAGCCAAGGUAAUCGCCAUUUUCAGUGCCACUCUUCAGAACACCUGUAUCGAAAACAUGCCUUCUCGAAUGAUAUCGCUUCCCUUUUGUAUAAAACUUGAAAGCUCUCGACCUCUCUUCAAUGCGUAUGAGAGAGUGAAGAGGCCACGUCUGCACAGGGGACCCCUAGCUGUCGGUCACAUUGGGCUUUAGUCCAGCUCAAGCUUGAGGAAAGACGGUAGUUUAAGGAGUUUAAUGCCUCCGGAGACUAUAUGCAAAACAGAGGAAAGGUGUUGUAGGUGGUAAGGAUAAAUGACGGUCAUGGGUCUACAGCAAACAUGUCUGCAACUGGGAACACGGCUAGCACCAUGCUAAAGGUCGUCGAUACGAGUGCAGGAACAGCGCAACCCAUUGGUAGACCGAGUCGCGUCUACCACUAACACAGCCUCAUUCAAACACUUCUAUCUAGGCGUUGCGGCGGGACAGAAAAUCUAGUCCCAGUUGAUGUGAACGCUGUCACGGUAGUGGUCUGUUCUCUUGAAUUGUGAGCUGAGUGGAAGAUGACCAAAGAGUUGUUUUCUUUCUUAAGCACAAUGUUUGUUCUGUGGCAUCGAUUAUGGUUUGGGAUGCUAGCCAUUCAGUUUCUGCGGUACUGCGACGCUGCGAAAGGUAAUCCAGCUGAAAACAGCUUGAGAACCGCGGUUCCAAGGCUUCGGCGGCUCGACGGGCCAUAUGGCUUCGGUUACGGACGAUAUGGAUUCCAAGGCAGCUACGGAGUGCCUCUUCCACAGCCUGGCUAUGUUGGCAAAGUUCCAGGGUUCUAUACCAGGCCUCCAGGAGUGACACUGCUGCCGACGAACACAGGUGUCAUGUUUCCGACAACUGUCCUUGGCGGGAUGGCUAGCCAGGCUGUUUACUCGGCCAAUUAUUCCGCAUCGAAUGGUCUUGCAGCAACCUUCGGGGGGACCUCGCCAAUCGUGCCUGUGAUGCCAGACCUGUUGGUGAUUGCCAACCGCUUAAAAGAAAAAAACAUCGGCAAUCGUCAGGCUGCCAUUCUGUUCCUCCAAGAAGAUUCCGAAUUCAAGGAGUGCAGCGCUUCCUCCCUCGCCUCGAUCGUUGAUAUAGAAAACCUCGCGGAGUACCUCAGAUUGUCCAAGGUGGAGAAAACAGAAGAUGCUGUUUGGAAAAAAAUCAGAAGCAUAUCGCAGCUAAAACCUUGUUCGGAUGACGAAGUGUAUGCUCUGUCACGUCAGCCUUCUAUCAAAAGUAUUUACGAUGCCGGUCCACAGCAAAGCGGCACACAGCGCCUAGAUAGUUUUAGCGAAACCGCUGACGACGAUCUCAAAACCCCCAUGGAUGCAGGAGCACAGGAGUGGUGCCACCUUCAGCCAAAUCAUCCUCUCUGCAGAAAAUAAUUUGCGAGCACCGGUGACGCUCAUAUAAACUGACUGGGGUUUCUUGCGUAUGAAUAACGUCACUGUGGGUGCCCGGUUUGGCAUCCUGUCUGCGACCGCUCACAUCCAUCGCUGUGUAUGUCGUGCGUCAGGCUAAAACAUGCCCCAGAUAUGACAGAACCAAUCGUGGCCAGUAAUGCCAUCAGCUGAACAUCGUCAGUCCGUGCGCGAAUGUCAUGUUGUACUCGCGUUUCUCCAACUCGCUGCCACUGCACGUGGACACCUGAACAGGUGCAGCCACCAGCCGGAAAGCAGGCUCUUUAGGACGCGUACA